AUGGGAUCCCACGAAAAAUCAGAGAAUAAGAAGGCCAUGGAAUCUAUCAACUGCCACAAAUCAAACUUUUCACAUUGUUUAGGAGGGCUGCCAAUUGUCUUUUGCAUCAUGUUGUCGGUGUGUUCUAUGGCGUUUUGUUUUUUGGUAUUCUUCAAGACAUCGUACCUGGAGUACAGAGUGCAGACAUUGGAGAUUGAGAGAAUGUCCCUGAUCCAUCCCGAUGCAUUCGCGCAGGAUGAGAAUGGAACAGUACCUGGCCUUCAGGAAAUCAUUGAAAAACUUGUGCAAGAGGUGAGGGUGACUUUAAAGUGUAAUUUUAAAAAAAGGUCAAUAAACAUGUAUCAGACAGUGAUGCAAUAUUUUGAAGGAUGAUUUCCGUAAGAUUGCCUAUUUUAUCACAACAUUGUGGUAGCUGUUCACUAUAAUCAAGUAACUAGGGCUGUCAAACGAUAAAAAAUAGUUAAUUGCAGGAUUUGCUGUGAUUAAUCGCGAUAAAUGCAAAUUCAGAAUUUGCUCAAAUUGAGCUGUAAUUUAUGAUUUUUUUUUAUACAAAAAGCAUUAAAAGAAUAUUGACUUCUUGAUUUUGUCCAAGGUCAAAUCAGGUAAAUUGAUAAAGCCCACUUUCUUUAACCUCAAAGUCAACUUGUUUUGAUAUCGCAUUGUUUUUAACUUUAGAUUUGUUUUUAGCUGUAUAGAUUGUAUUUUUGAUGCUUUCAGACAAUGCGAUUAAUCAUGAUUCAAAGUUAACUGAUUAUCUCUGACAGCCCUAUUAGUAACAUGAUUCAUCUCUAGGCAAACUACUCAUUUGACACCUUAAUUCAGACUGAUCUCCAAAUUCAGUCAUUUGGGAUCCAAUUGGAGAUCCAUUCAAAAAUGGUUGUCAAUUACUACCACUAAAUAACAAUUACCAUGCAUGAUGAGCAGAUAUACUUAUAUCUAAAAUUUAACCUACAUUCAAAUAAACAUUAUGCACUGUGCAUUCUUGUUGUCCCCUUUCAGAGACUGACCAUAGCACUGCCCAAACUUCGCACUACCAGGGAGGUCAUUCAAGAGUGCUCCUGUCCUCCA
Coregonus sp. 'balchen' is the source of this 1068-nucleotide messenger RNA. Lineage: Eukaryota; Metazoa; Chordata; Actinopteri; Salmoniformes; Salmonidae. The record is from the annotation of a GenBank genome assembly.